UAAACUUAUUUUGAUGUAUUAUUGUUUUUCUAUGAUGUUUCAUAAUUUUAUGUACUUAAGAUUUAACUAAUUUAAAUAAUAGUAUUGUAAUAUCCAAAAAAGAAUUAAUUUGUAAAAUAUAGAAAUAAAAAUAUAUCCACAAAAUAUUGGAAAAAACUCUCCUCUACCUCCUAUAUAAAAUAAGCGUCUCUUGAAGCUCUGCUUUCACAUUUGAGAUCGUUUCGUCAAAAUAUGGCGUUCCAAUCUGGGUUUUAUCCUCUCUCGACGACUCCUUCUCUUGGGAAUGUCGUCGAACGGAUGAAAGAGGCUUGUCAUCUUCACGUCUCCGCUCUUCUUGGUACCAUUAUCUCCGCAAACUUGAUCUUCUUCUUCGCACUAGUGGGCACGUUGUUAGGGGCAUUUACAGGAGCUUUGAUAGGCCAAGAAACUGAGAGCGGGUUCAUCAGAGGAGCAGAGAUUGGAGCCUUUUAUGGAGCUGUUGUCUCCAUCGAGGUCUUUCAAUCAUCGAUCCAACUUUGGAGAUUAGACGAGUCAUGCCUUGUCUACUUGCAUGAUGUCGUUGUUAGUCUUCUAAGCGGGAGACUCGUACGGGAGCGCAUAGCUCCUGCUAUACGGCAGCGUAUAAGUCUACUCGAGACAGGAGGCUCAACGUUGACAAUCACUGGCAACAAUAACGCAGAUGAUUCUGGGAACAGAGAAUCCUGUUCCAUUUGUCUUCAGGAUUACCAACGUGGUGAAAUAGUUAGAAUCUUGCCUAGUUGUCGUCACAUGUUUCACUUACCGUGUAUUGACAGUUGGUUCCUUGAGCACCGUUCUUGUCCAUUAUGUAGACGUGACUUUUAACUCUCUCUCUCUCUCUUCGUAACUCUCUUGUAACUUGCAGUUUUCUUUUUUUUUGUUGCUUAUAACAGUUGCCUUUUACAUCCCCUCAGAGUUACUACUAGCAGUCUAAUUUACGGGAGGACGUAUCUUCUUAAUGUUAUGUUUAGCAGAUGAACGUUGCCCUUCACGGUAUCCACUUCGUGGAAAUCCGUGUGUCUCUCAGUUGGCGGCCGUUUCCUUUCCUACCAUCCCACCUCCUCUGAGUUGCAGCCCUCCACGCCUCUCGCCAUUCUCUCUCCUUAAUGCUGCCGUUGCUCCACCAGGUUCACCCUUCCGUCGAGUUCCCGUAAAGGAGUUAACAUCUCGACACCAAAGCCCCCAUUGCGCCUCCCUCUCCUUUGCACUGUCACUUCAUCUUAAAUCAACCGCCGCAGCCCCUCCACCAGCGACUCAACCCCCCCUCCAUAUACCUCAGGCGACAACUUUUUCACUGAUGCAUCCUGCCGUUUCAUUGUCAGCCGUCGAGUGUCAGACUACUGGGUUCACAUGACAUAGCCCAAAUUUGUGUUGGUUUGCUUGAUUUAGAAAUGUUACAUGUUUUUUCAGCCAGUAAAAGCCACACAAUCUCUACUUCAUUGCUUGAUUUUGGCUAUGGUAUUGGAGUUAUUCAACUGCUCUUACCAGUCAACAGCAUCCACCUCCUACAAAGCUCCUUUGGGAGCCCGGGACGUGCUCAUUUUCCUCUGUUCUCAUCAGAUUAUUCACUCUAAUUCAAGUAAAGGAGAGUCUCAAGUCAGCAUGGUUGGUCUUGAUCAACCGUUUUCAAACCCUAUUAUUAGGUCUCACAUCGUCGGUUCAUAUUCCCAUUUGAGUAUGUUCUUAGGAAUAUCAGUUUCGGGUUUCAGGGAAGCAUCUUUACGGAUACAUUUGCCCCUUUAAGACUUUUAUCUUUUGUAUCGUUGUAGUUUUCGUUUAUCGUUUUGCCAUCGAGAUUACCUCCUGUUGUAACCGUUUCAGCCUUUUCGACUUUUAGAUUAAUAUAAUCGUUCGUAGUCCAAAAAAAAA
Molecule: messenger RNA, 1887 nt
Organism: Brassica rapa (field mustard)
Lineage: Eukaryota; Viridiplantae; Streptophyta; Magnoliopsida; Brassicales; Brassicaceae
Product: NEP1-interacting protein 2
Source: RefSeq, a predicted model, not a curated record